This is a messenger RNA of Lobosporangium transversale, 1048 nucleotides long. RefSeq lists its product as hypothetical. Lineage: Eukaryota; Fungi; Mortierellomycota; Mortierellomycetes; Mortierellales; Mortierellaceae. Bases 95 to 664 code for a protein of 189 amino acids. The record is from RefSeq and is a predicted model, not a curated record. The transcript has a single exon.
CUCAUCCUCUUUCUCCUUUUAGGAAAAUGAACCGAGCCCGGAUUGGGCCUUGCAAAAUUCAGGGUCCUUGGACUGGAGCUCAAUAAGUCAGACAAUGUACUUAAAAAAUGACAAAGACAAAGAAAUACGGCAGCUGUCGCCUGUAGAGCGCUUAUUAAGAGUCUCUUCUAUUCAGGAGACCGAUUUGCCGCUAAUUGGCUCUGAAGAUCACGAUCAGAUUGUGGAAGAACAUUUGAGUGUUCAAGAGUCUGUCUGCAAGUUUGUCGAGCCCUCAAAGACUCUAGCCAUCGCCUUCAGACACCGUUUUCAAAAAAACGUACGACACGCUUUAGCGUUUACAUACAGUGCGAUAACAAUUCUGUCCAGUGCUAGAACGGUGGAGUUGUACUCUUCUGGAGACUAUGUGGGUACUUUCCGAGGAGACCCAUUACCUGGUAACCCCGAUAGCCUAGCUUCUUCAACUUUUAAUAAUCGAAUGAAGCCUCAGUUAUUCAGGAUAAAAGUUAAUGAAGACUACCCGCGAAAAUGUCGUGAUCUGUUGUUCAAGGUGACUGAAAAGAAAAAGAAGAAAAAGAAAAAAACGUUAGGGAACAUACUAGCAGUCAACUCAAAGAUAUUACAUUCUUCAGUUUUUUGUCCCCAAAUCGCAAGGUUCAAGUCUUAACUUGCAUUGGCUGGUGAUUCAGGGAAAACUACUCCAACAAGAUGAAUCAUCAGCCGUUGCGGCUUCAACAGCAUCAACUGCAGAUUCUUUACCAACACCUUCUUCAGAAACAACAAUGGCAGCAACGUCAGGAUUAGUAUCAAACGUGUUUCCUCCUCUUCCUUUCCUACUAGAAAACUCUAGAGUUUCUUUAGUAUCAAGGAAUGACCACAACGCCUCCGGAAUCGAUCUUGAAAAAGUCAAAGCCUUGAUGGGCCAGAUGCAGAUUGAUAGUUUACCACAAGGGGCUAAAGAUUUAAUGAGAGUAAUGGAGCACCAUCAACUGUCAUCAACUAUCCAAAACCAGGGACACUUGACAAGCACAGCAAUAACAUCUGGUCCGGC